Messenger RNA from Orbicella faveolata, 2694 nucleotides. RefSeq lists its product as uncharacterized. The record is from RefSeq and is a predicted model, not a curated record. Gene Ontology annotation, molecular function: protein binding. Lineage: Eukaryota; Metazoa; Cnidaria; Anthozoa; Scleractinia; Merulinidae.
AUUUCUCUCGUUUAUUAAGGAAAUUUACAUGGCUAAUUUCACAAGCCUGGGAUUUGAACAUCGAAUAUUAUAUUGACCGACCGCCAGUUUUCCAACGCAAAAACGCUAGAGAUUUGCUGAUAGAAAAAGUAUUGGAUCGUGCGGAGGAGGAUUGUGUAGUUGAAAGAAGAGCGAGCGAAGGGUCAAGAUUUCUUGAAACUCGAUCGCCAAGAAACAUAACUCGGCCGAAAGUAAAGCUCUCAAGUGGGGGAUUGAUCCGAAAACAAAAGAGGAGACACUCGAGAGCAGUCAUGGAAAGCACAAAAACCGAUUCACUGAGACAAGGACAUGAACGGAACGAGGAGGCCAGGCCGAGAGCUUUCACCUCCAGUACCAUUGACGGGAAUACAGGCAACAAUUUAGAGCCCACUCUAACAGCAAUACAUACAUCAGAACAAUCAGCAGUUCCCGUUAGAAGCAAACGCUGUAAAUCUCUUCCUUUCUUGAUCCCAGAAGAAUACUCACAGCAAGGAAUUAACGGCGGCAGUAACACAGGGGAAGAGCUGGAAGAGAUUGGUUGUAGAGCGCUGAACCGAGAGCAAACAACAGAAACACUAACCAGCGGAGAAGGUUAUCGAGAAGACGAAUUAACUCUUAGAAGGUUAUCACUUCCAGUGAGUAUACAACAUGAAUUUGAAGACCGUGGGAAAAAUUCACACAGUGAAACAACAGACAUGACAAACUCGUCCACCUUGGAUUUCACAAAUUUGGACAAGUCUAACAGUUUGAUUACCGACUUCGAUAAACUGUCGAUGAUUAAAUUGAAGAGUGGCAAACAAGACAUGGAGGAUGAGUUUUUUCAGUCAGACUUUGAAAGGAGACGAACUUCAUUGCCGUGUCAUUUGGAACAAAGUAAUCUUUCCACGGAGGCCUGCAGUGAAAAAAGCGGUUUCGCUUCGGAUUUCAGAGUGGAUUCAGUGUCACAGAAAACUGUGAAAAUUAAAGCGCGGCAAAGAAGUCAAUCACUUCCCUUGACAAGUUUACGUUUUGUUGGCGAACCGAGAGUUCCUUUGAAAGAAGACUAUCCUAAUUUUAGUAAUUGCCGCCACGGCGAAUAUUGUUUCCGUCAACCGCUCGACCAUAUCGACAAAAGCAAUGAACAUUCACGAGAAAGAAAAAAAUCUCGAAGAACGCGCUCAAAAUCUUUGCCCUUAGUUUUAGAUGAAGCAGGAAAAGCUAACAUGUCAUUGAGUCUAAGAAAACACGCCAGACAAAGCAGUUUACAAAGUCACGACAGCUCACAUGACUCUAACACAAAGGCAAGAAGAACGCAAUCUCUGCCGUUUAUUUACGAAGGUUUUAAUGAACAGGAAGUUUUAUGUGAUGCUGAAAUCAUACAGCUUCACUCCCAAACUCACAAUGAUGGCUCCAGCGAAAAAGAAAGAGCGGUUAACACCGAGCGAAAGCCACUUCAUGGCAACGGAAGUAUUAAACACAAAGCACCGUUAGAAAGGGCGAGGUCACUUCCUUUACGACUACAAGGAGCCCAGCACAGACAAAUUUCUGACAUUCGGGAAGAUUUAAAUAAGGCUAUAGAUAUCUUUUUCUCGCAGAUUAAUGAUAAAGAUCACAAUGUUGGCUUUAGAGGAAGGUCAAAAUCACUCCCAGCCGUUCUGGAAGGAAAGCGAAGUCUCGAUUUUACACCUGUUGCGAAAAUUCUGGAAGAUGACAGUAACAUUCCUGAAAUAGUGAUUGCAGAGGGAAAUUUCUAUGACACUGUUGGUAUCGAAGACUGUGAAAGUCAGAUUGACAGAGAAAGUAUGCCUAGCUUUCCAGAAGAAGAAAAAAUACUAAAUGAAGAAUCAAACAGUGAUGGAAGCUCCGACUGUGAAGAUCUCGAGGCACAAAUCUCAAACUCAAGUUUUGUCGCUGAUCCGCCAUUAGUUGUAAGGGCGCGAGGCUUUUCAAUUCCUGCGUCUUUCAAAAUGGAAAAAAUUCCUGAGGAGCCGAACGAGAAUGAAAACUUUGAAACACUCUCAAGCUGCGGUGAACAAGGGGGUAACAAACAUGAAACAAAUUUUCUUUGUGAAGAUCAAUUAAAUGAAACAACAGAUUGCCAAGCACCUGUUGAAAACGUAAUUGUGUCGGAAGAAAGAAGAGACGUCCUCCGGAGUCAAAUUGUUCAUGACGAAGUCAGCUCUGCACGAGACACAGUGGAAGAACAACAAGAACCUACAAAUGAUUACGAACACAAUAUAGAAAUAUUUAACAAGAUGGUUGCCGAGUCUUCAUCUCGUGUCCAACAACUUGCAUUUGCAGAAUCUUCCUCCUGCCUCCAUCGCGCAGCCGCAAAUGGAGAUUUAGAACACGUAAAACUAUUGGUCGAGGAAGGUCAUGACGUCAACAUUUUGGACGAAUCUGGUUGGCCCGUUCUUCACGCGGCUGUUACUACUGGAAACUUUGACUGCUGCGCAUGGCUGAUUGAUGCCGGCGCUGACCUCGUAGAGUAUACUAACUUUGUUAUCGACGAGUACAGAAUGCUAUGUCGCCAAGUUUAUUUGAAUUACUAGUUAGCAUUACUUCCGAAUUUGCGCAGAAUAGUUCUUUAGUGGCGCUCAUCAAAACGUAAUUUAUUAACUAGCUUAUAAGCUCAAAUGUAGCUUCAACAUAGGGCUUCAAUGAAUAAAUAUAGCACCUUAAAAAAGGAUCACGAGA